UGGUCCGGAUGAGUUUAGCGAUGUAAUCGGCAAUGAGACCGCGACCACAGUAACCCUACUCAUCAGCCUUUUUCUUCUGCUUUGGCAUCCUAUUGAUAGAUUAGAGACUGCAAUUGCUGCGUGUAGCUUUCUUUUUCCUCCUCGCCCUCAAAUUCAAUCCAUAUCCCCAAAACCACCCACACACACCCUCGCUUCCAUCAUACUCACGCACAACACAAACGAUGGAUAGAUACCAGAGGGUGGAGAAGCCCAAAGCAGAUACUCCGAUUAACGAGAAUGAGAUCCGCAUUACCACUCAAGGAAGGAUGAGAAACUAUAUCACAUAUGCUACCACUCUCUUUCAAGAGAAAGGAUCAGAUGAAAUUGUUGUCAAAGCAAUGGGACGGGCAAUAAAUAAGACUGUAAUGAUUACUGAGCUAAUAAAGAGAAGGAUUGUUGGUCUGCAUCAGAAUACUCAAAUUGGGUCAACUGAUAUAACUGACACAUGGGAGCCACUAGAAGAAGGCCUUCUUCCUUUGGAAACUACCCGUCAUGUUUCAAUGAUCACAAUCACCUUGUCAAAGAAAGAGCUGGAUACUUCCUCUAUAGGAUAUCAACCUCCUCUACCAGUUGAUCAAGUAAAACCCUUAAAUGAAUAUGAAGACGAAGGAGAAGGCUCACCAAGGAUGCGAGGAAGAGGGCGAGGUCGUGGAAGGGGCAGGGGUAGAGGUAGAGGAAGAGGCAUGUACAAUGGGGGUAUGGAAUAUGGAGAUGGUUGGGAUGGUGGCCGUGGCUAUGGUGGCAGAGGGCGUGGCCGUGCAUGGGGCCGUGCUUUCCGGGGACGAGGACGAGGCUUUGGUGCCCAGCCUGUUGGGUAUUACGACAAUGGUGAAUAUGAUGCACCACCUGCCCCACGUGGCCGAGGUCGUGGAAGGGGAUGGGGUGGUGGGCGUGGUCGUGAUGUAGGCCAAGGUGCAGCUGCCUGAUCACCUUGGUGUUGGUUCUCGUGUAAAUGUUUCGUUAGAAGAGGGUUGCCUCGCCUCUCUGCUUAGUUAUUUGUUAGCUGUUAAUUUGGUAUUAUUUGAAGCGCUCAGUGUUCCAUGUUCCUGCAGUUUUGUUUUUGUAGUUCUUUCCCUUGUAACAUCUAUAAUUUAAGUUAGGGAGGUUGAGUUAGGUAUAUUUAUUUUAGACUUUGAAAAAAGAGUCAAAAUAAUCAAAAUUUUCAUAUAGAAUUAUCACAGCAAGUUUUUCCA
Molecule: messenger RNA, 1232 nt
Organism: Lathyrus oleraceus (garden pea)
Lineage: Eukaryota; Viridiplantae; Streptophyta; Magnoliopsida; Fabales; Fabaceae
Exons: 9
Coding region: 222-965 (247 amino acids)
Molecular function (GO): RNA binding
Source: RefSeq, a predicted model, not a curated record